UGUAAAGAUCAAUUUUAAACUGACGUUUGAAACCAUAACAUUUAUCAUUAAAUUCAUAAUUUUAAUGAAUAUUUAGAUUUUAAUUUCUUUAAAAUGGAUGUUAGUGAAAGUAUAGAAAAUAGCGGUGUUUCAGAUUUGAUAGUAAAACUUUGCAAUAAUUUGUCAAAGAAUAACCAAGGAAUAGCUUCGGAUUUAUGUAAAGUAGCAUUUAGUUUUCUAUCAACUGUCCCAGCAACAUUCGAAACGAAUAAUAUACACGAAGAAUCGUAUACAGUGUCUCAAAUAAGACAAAAACUAGCUUCCCAAUCUAAAGAGAAGCUUGAUAAAUUUGAAAUUUUAUAUUCAAAAUUAUGCGAAUCAACAAUAUUACAACGUAGAAGUGCCUCAUUAAGUUUCUUAUAUCAAUUAUCAAACGGGGUUGUUAAAUCUAGUAAAGAUGGGGUCCCGGCAUGGUGUAGCGUAUCCAAAGAAUUGGGUAAACUUAAAUCUCAAACUAGCUUAACUCAAUCUAAUUCUCAAGAUAGUGUAAGGAAUUUUUUUGAAAGUAAAGAUAAGAAAAAAGGUAGUAGUGGAUCUCAUUCAGGGCAUUCUGGUAGUUUAUCAGCUACAAGGGCGCAUUCUCAGACCACUACAAUUUCUUCAUAUUGGUCUAGGAAUGAUUUACCUGGUUCUUCGAAAAUCAUAAGUUUAACGACGGUAACAGAACAAGACCUUCUUUUGGACGUUAUAUAUUCCUUCCAAGGUAUUGAAGGGAAAUUCCUUAGGAAGGAACCUGGUGGUUUGGGUUUCACUAUAGAUCCGAAAGCUUGUAAGCUCCUUACUCCGUUUCAAAAAGGGAUUUUAGAAAGGUUGACUGGUAUGAGUUUUCUUCACAAUCAAUUGAAGAGGUAUUGUGAAGAAAACGAGAAACAGAGAGGUAUCAUCUCUCAAGCUUUGAUAGCUACUUUAAGUGAUGAAUUGUCAGAGUAUUAUAAAACCGUCGCUUUGUUACAAGCCAGUAUAUCGAAGCAAGGCACUGAAAACUUGGAAAUGACCCUAAAAAGGGCUCUAUACGUUAUGUACGAUCCGCAUACGAGGUUCGAAUGGUUGGCUUACAUAUCAGAACAGUGUAGCGAUAAAAAAGGCGGAGAAUUGAUAACGGCCAUACACGGUUUUCUUCAACACGGUUCCAAGUGCGCCAGAGAGGUUUCAGAAACGGUACUCAAAUCUGUUUGCAAACCGCUUUACGUGAUGCUUUCGAGAUGGCUUCUCGACGGCGAAAUAAACGAUCCAUACAACGAAUUCUUCGUAGAAGCCAAAAAUGUCAUAACCGCUGAACGAUUGUGGCACGACAAAUAUAAAGUUAGGUAUCAAAUGGUACCGUCCUUUAUAACGAUGAAUCAAGCCAAAAAGAUUCUUGCCACAGGGAAAAGUAUCAAUUUUUUAAGGCAAAUUUGUAGAGACGGAGGCCAAUUACCCGGUAGAGAAUCUCUACACAAAUUAUUCAAAAAUAGUACCGCUGAGGCUCUUUUUGCGCCAGAACAAAGUAUAGAAUUUCACGCUACUUUAGAAAACGUUUAUAAAGAAACUUCCAUAAGAGUAUUAGAUUUGCUGAAAAAUAAAUAUAAAUUAUACGAACACUUGCAGUCCCUUAGGAGGUAUUUGCUAUUGGGUCAAGGUGAUUUUAUUAGGCACUUAUUGGAGUUGUUGGAACCGGAAUUGAAUAAAGACGCGGAACAUAUUUAUGGUCACACACUUUCGGCCAUAUUAGAAUCGGCUAUAAGAGUGACGAACGCCCAAUACGAAGACGAAGAUACAUUAAAACGUUUAAACGUCAGUUUUAUGAGUCAUUCUUCGGGCGAUACCGGUUGGGACGUGUUCAGUUUGAUGUAUAUAGUAGACGGACCGAUCGGUACGAUCUUUCAACACACGAUGCCGACUUAUCAGAGUUUAUUCGGCGCUUUGUGGAAAGCCAAACGUACCGAAUACGCUUUGGCCAAUAUGAGACGACAGCAGAUUUGCAUGGCAAAAUUAUUUCGAAAAAUAAGAGAAUUGAAACCGGUGAUGCAUUCGAUACACAUAUUAACCAGUAAGAUGAUCCAUUUCCUGCAUCAGACGCAGUAUUAUUUUCUGUUCGAAGUGUUGGAGUGUUCUUGGGCCGAGAUGCAACAUCAAGUCAACAAAGCGGAUAGUUUGGACGAUAUAAUUACGGCCCACGCUGGAUUUUUGAAUUCUGUACAAAGGGGAGUGUUGUUGGAUGAAAAUUCGAGGCAAUUGUUUUCUCAUUUGGUGUCGAUUUACAAUUUCGUUAUGACGUUGGAAUGUCAUCAGGAAGCACUUUAUCGGGAAUGUUUGAGCGAACACGAAGCUUAUACCGAGUACCAGAAAAAAAUCAACGGCGGCGAUGGUUUCGGUACUAAUACCCAAGAUGAUAAUGCGAAUAAAUUACGCAGAUCUACUUUUCAUCAUUUUUUAAAUACAACUAAAGUCAAGGUAAAAACAUCAUCGGAAACUUACGAUUUGAUAGUGAAAAAUUUCUUAGAACUACUUUCGAAGAGCGUCAAUAUGAAUUUGAGAUUAUUGAGCGUCAGAUUGAGCUUCAAUAAUUUCUAUAAAGUCGCAUGACCUGAACAGUAUAAAAAAACAAACAUCACAUUCGAAACCAAGCCAGAAGGCGGUGAUAGUAGUUUAGGUUUUGAUAUAAAUACUUCUUCCAAUGAUUUUUACAUUUCCACUAAGAAUAAGGUACCGCAUGGUGUAAGGGGUAGUAGUUUCGAUUUUUCUAAUGAAACUGAAACUUCGAGUAAAUAUGGUAGCCUUACAUCAUUGUUGGAUAAUAAGAAAAAGAAACGGAAACAUAUCUGAUGUUGUAUCGGGUGAAAAAUGGUAAAUGUAAGUACAAAAAUUCUUUUAUACCAUAUCAGUUUCGAUUAGACAUUAGAUUAAGAAUAUUUGAUGUUCGUUCAACAUUUUGAUUAUCACUGGAAAAACUGCUUUCGAAUUUUGAGAAAUGAACAUUUGUGAGGUUAUGUGCUAAUUUAUUUCCAAAAUAGAAUGUUUUUUCAAUAUCGCAUGAUUUAUGGAUGAUUUUUUUUUCGCAAGUUAAAAAAAAUUAAAUUUAUCAAUUUUAAAAAUUUUAAUAUUUUUUAGAAAAAGUAUCAAAACGUUUAAAUUAUUAAAAAAAUUGACGUGGUUAUUAUUUCAAUCGAUAUUAAGAAAAAAACAAACAAAAUUGUUAUUUUAAUCUCAAAUUGUGUAUAUUAAAAAAAUUUUUUUGCUAAAAACAAAAUUUUUCUCCAUUUUUCACCCGAAAAUCGCAAAUCCAGUUUCCGUUUUUUUUUUUGAAAAUAAUUUUUUUAUAUAAAUAUUAGAAUUAAGAGAACACGUUGUUGUUAAUGCCACUAGAAAAGACUGUUAAAAUAUUUUUUUUAUUCGUCGUUAUACUUAAGCCUGUUGUCUUUCUAUAUUAUAAAAAAAUUAAUUGUAGCUCAAAAUAAAAAAAAAUACAGAGCAUAAGUGCUUUUUUGUAAACUCCACGCUCUGAAUAUAUAGCGAAAUAUAAAUAAUUAGAAUUUCUCACAAAUCUUAUAUCAUAUAAAGCUUGGCAACAUCGUGAUCCACUUCAUGGUUUAUCGAAUAAUAGAGAUGUGAAUGCAACUUUGCAAGUACCGUUAUUUUGUAACUACGGUAAUGAACGUUUAUUUCUUAAUAGAAUAAUUAAAUUUUGGUAAAAUUUGCAAGAUAUGUGCAACAUUUUUGUAAAAAAAAUAACUUUAAUCACGUAAAACGAACCGUUACAAAAUCGCUUCGUGAUCUUACCUUUAAUAUUAUCGUGAGGUUAUACGCUAUGUUGCCACGUGUUUCGAAGUAAAUUUCCUGUGUUUAUAUAUAAAAAAUUCGUUAGAUCAAUAUGGAAAUUGAAAAUUCGAGUUGGAGUUAUUUAGAAAUUCAAGUUUUAUAUAUUUCAAUAACGUUUGAAUUGUGUGAGAAAUUUUAAUUAAUCAGUUUAAUUUGAAAUAAAAAAUUAUUUCGGUUUAAAUAUUUUUUAUACUUACUUCCUGUGUUCAUUUUUUAUCGGUUCAUUUCCAUAACUUAUUUAUUUGUUAAAAAAAAAGGUAUUUAUUUAUAAUAGUCAAUUAACAGCUCUCUAAUUUUUAUGAAAAAAAUUCAGUCAUAAAUAUUAAUGUAAAAUAUCGAUGUUUUAUAAUAAAUAAUUUAAAAUCUCCA
Molecule: messenger RNA, 4206 nt
Organism: Diorhabda sublineata
Lineage: Eukaryota; Metazoa; Arthropoda; Insecta; Coleoptera; Chrysomelidae
Gene: Grip91
Product: gamma-tubulin complex component 3 homolog
Exons: 10
Coding region: 94-2604 (836 amino acids)
Biological process (GO): microtubule nucleation; meiotic cell cycle; cytoplasmic microtubule organization
Cellular component (GO): centrosome; gamma-tubulin small complex; equatorial microtubule organizing center
Molecular function (GO): microtubule minus-end binding; gamma-tubulin binding
Source: RefSeq, a predicted model, not a curated record